AUGUCAUUUGAUUGGUUGAAUGUACCAGGGUUAGAUAUUUCCAAUGAUUCACAGGCCUCUGUAUCAAGUUCAUCACCGCCUCCAGCGGUGUCAUUCAGUUUCACUACAGCAGACAGACCUCAGGAACCCAGUAAUCUGCAACAACCGCAAAGUCAACAAUCACUGAGGGGACGUGAGGGCAAUAAACUUACUGUUUCAGGAUCUACAAGUAAUUUUCAGGAUUCGCAAUCGAAGUCGCACACAAUAGACGGAGCUCUUCACUCCCAUUCAGAAUCGGAUAUUGCCUCGUCGUAUGUCGAAACUGCUCAGGAGUUACAGGUACCGCUAGCAGUUCCAGAAUUCCAACUCACUCCUGAUGAACGAAAAGCUUACUUGCGAUGGUUUAGAGACCUAAGUUCCAGGAUUCAUUCGCGACCAAUAACGUUGGACGAUGUGUUUAACUUUCUAGCCAACUUCAGGAUUGACGACACGAUUAAAGAAAGGAUUACACACAUAUUCAGAACAUGUAGAUACGCUGUAAAUGAAGAGCAGUUUUAUGCCAUCAUUAGACUAGUUGCUCAUGGAUUACAGCAGCAUUUCCUACCUACCCGAAGCAUGAUUCCCGAAAAGGCACCUGUGUUAAGACCAAAAUCCAUCUUAUCUGCUAAUGCUGGUCAAGAAGUAUAUGAGGAGGUGGAAGAAGACCCAAACAACGCUACUGAUAAAAAGGUAGACUUUGAUGGAUUUGCAUCUUUGCUCUUAACAGGGAAAGCAAUACAAAAGAAUAUCAGAAGGAGAAUCAUGAAACGUAGAGAUCAGAUUAAGAAGGUCCGAUUCUCCAAGAAUCUGGUUACAUUCGCAAACGAUUUAUCUACCAAGGCAAUGAGCAGCAUCUCGAGGUCUGGCAAACCUGCUGUCACUGCACCUGAUAACGCAGCGUCUACUGAGUCUAGCCCUAGUGAUGAUUCAACUUUGGACCUAUCACUACCGAUGGAACAAUUGCUAGCAAAAUUAUCUUCAAGAAAUCGAAAUAACAGUGCUUUAGUGAAGGAAUUACCCUCGGAUACUCAGCCUGAGACACAAGAAGAAAGAGAAGUAUUAGAAGAUAUGAAGGACUCAUUGAGCCAUUUCAGACAGAUCCAAAAAGUUGAUAGUGUCACACAGCUCCCUAACAACAUGUCUUCAUAUGAAUCUUCUAAUUCUUCAGGGAGAGAGCAGGCUCUUGAACCACUAAAACCAACAGCAACUGGAUCUGCAAACUACUUGUUCAGACAGACUGUCCCUCCCUCUCACAAUAUAGAUGCUAACAAAAACGACAACCAUAUCCUGGAACCACUAAAACCUACUGCGACUGGAUCAGCAAACGAGAUUUUCAAGAAUAUAUUCAGAAGGAGCAAACCUGCGGAGCAUUUGCCACAGCAGGGGCGUACUGCACCAUUCGUGCCUCCACAAAGAAAGGUACAGUUCACCGAGGCGAUGAAACCAACAUCCACAGGCUCAGCAAACUAUUUAAUGAAGCAGCAAUUUCAAGAUCUUCAAGAAUUUCAGCCGUUCCAAUCGGCUCUACCAUCUCAGCAACAACAGCAACAGCAGUAUCUCAGUCCACGACCAUCGAUUAAUGCUUUUCAGCCUCCAAAUCAAGGCCAGUUUUUGCAGCCCAAUGCAGGUGGAUUGGUUACAUCACCUCAACCUCAACUCUCAUCCCAUUCCAAUCUAUCAUCUGACGGAUAUUUCAGCUCACUCAUAACCCCUUCACCACCAAUGAUGCCCACAUCGUCUCCUCAACCUCAGAACAUAUCGAACGGCGUGAAUUUAUCCGCAGCAUACCAGCAGCAUAUUCCAGAGUGUGGCUCUAACCUCAAUUAUCAAGUGCGACCAAAUGCUGUCAGUCCACGACCAGCACGUUCCCAGUCAGACAACAUUUUAGAUGAUUUAAAGGCAUUGCAGCAGCAAGUGGAUCAAUUGAAUCAAACAUACUCAUACGAUGGGAGACGUUAA
This is a messenger RNA of Kluyveromyces lactis, 1977 nucleotides long. RefSeq names its product Scd5p (gene SCD5). The transcript has a single exon. The coding region runs from base 1 to 1977 and encodes 658 amino acids. Lineage: Eukaryota; Fungi; Ascomycota; Saccharomycetes; Saccharomycetales; Saccharomycetaceae. The record is from RefSeq and is a predicted model, not a curated record.